Messenger RNA from Geodia barretti, 768 nucleotides. NCBI's taxonomy places the organism in Eukaryota, Metazoa, Porifera, Demospongiae, Tetractinellida, Geodiidae. The record is from the annotation of a GenBank genome assembly.
CUUUCGCUCAGCCCCCGGUAGUAUUUUUACACGCGGGUGCAUUGCAUAAUAUCCCGGUAAUUAUUUGGGCCGGUCUCGUUUGUUUAUUCGCCGAGUGUAUCCAGAACUGGGAGACCUUUUCUUGCAUCUGUGGUGAUAAUGGCGUCCCAGGCCCUAUGGAGAAGAGUUCCUCUGGCGCUGCUGGUUCGGUCUCACCUGGCGCCUGCUAGCGUGGCGGCCGCUUCUCGCCAGCUGGUUCCCGGGCGAAGUCAGCAAACAGCGGCCCCCGCAGUUCCCGCGAAGAGAGGGCGACUGGACAACAGUGCAGAGUUUGUAGUGGCAAAGUUGGACGACCUCAUCAACUGGGCAAGAAAGGGUUCCCUGUGGCCAAUGACGUUUGGCCUGGCCUGCUGUGCCAUAGAGAUGAUGCACGCAGCUGCCGCCAGAUACGACAUGGACCGUCUUGGAGUCGUCUUCAGAGCCAGCCCCAGACAGUCGGACUGUAUGAUAGUAGCAGGGACACUGACCAAUAAGAUGGCUCCAGCCCUCCGAAAGGUCUACGACCAGAUGCCUGAGCCUCGCUGGGUCAUCUCCAUGGGAAGCUGUGCCAAUGGAGGAGGAUACUACCACUAUUCUUAUUCUGUGGUCCGAGGUUGUGACCGCAUCGUUCCAGUGGACAUUUACGUCCCCGGCUGCCCGCCCACUGCUGAGGCACUCAUCUACGGCAUUCUGCAGCUGCAGAAGAAAAUCAAGAGAUCCAAGACGCUGCAGAUGUGGUACAGAAAGUAA